This is a messenger RNA of Hippoglossus stenolepis (Pacific halibut), 1037 nucleotides long. It is a transcript of the gene hoxa1a, whose product is annotated as homeobox A1a. Gene Ontology annotation, molecular function: DNA-binding transcription factor activity, RNA polymerase II-specific; RNA polymerase II cis-regulatory region sequence-specific DNA binding. Bases 7 to 993 code for a protein of 328 amino acids. The transcript is spliced from 2 exons. NCBI's taxonomy places the organism in Eukaryota, Metazoa, Chordata, Actinopteri, Pleuronectiformes, Pleuronectidae. Gene Ontology annotation, cellular component: nucleus. The record is from RefSeq and is a predicted model, not a curated record. Gene Ontology annotation, biological process: regulation of transcription by RNA polymerase II.
GCUACAAUGAGCAGCUUCCUUGACUACACAGUGAUGAGCGGCGAAGGUGGCUCAUGCUCUGUCAGGGCUUUCCACUCGGACCACGGGAUAACAACUUUCCAGUCCUGCGCGGUCACAGUUAACAACUGCGGCGCUGAUGACCGUUUCAUGGCGAGCAGGGCUUCCCCUGACGGCAUUGCCCACCAGCCGGGGUCAUACCAGUCUACUGCGGGCUCCCUGGGUCUCGCCUAUGGGGCCCACCCGGCCUGCAGCUCCAGUUAUGGACCCCAAAGUUUCUGUGCUACGUACAACCCUUACGCGCUCAACCAGGAAGUAGACACCACAGCUGGAUUUCCUCAGUGCGGCCCACUGAUGUACUCUGGAAACAUUUCCUCCCCAAUGGUCUCUCAGCAUCGCCAAGGUUACAGUGCCGCCCCCCUGGGCCAGCUGCAGUAUGCCCACGCUGCCUACGGCGGCGGGCACGAGCAAGCCACCCCUUUUCCCGGGUGCUCAAACCCACUGUCCCCUCUGCACGCUGCCCACCUGGAGGCAUGUUGCUCACCUCUGUCUGAGGCUGCGUCUUCUGCACAGACCUUCGACUGGAUGAAAGUCAAGAGGAACCCACCAAAAACAGGCAGAUCAGGGGAGUACGGCUUUGGGGGUCAACCGAACACGGUCCGGACCAACUUCACCACCAAGCAGCUGACGGAGUUGGAGAAGGAGUUCCACUUCAACAAGUACCUGACGCGGGCGCGGCGCGUGGAGAUCGCUGCUGCGCUGCAGCUGAACGAGACUCAGGUGAAAAUCUGGUUCCAGAACCGGAGGAUGAAGCAGAAGAAGCGGGAGAAGGAGGGGCUGCUGCCGGCCAAAGCCUCAGCCUCCGAGCCGGGAGAGAGCAAUCAAGAGAAAACGGACGAUGCUACAUCUGAAAAGUCUAUCUCAGCCCCGUCUACUCCUUCUCCCACAUCCUCCACGCUGUCUUCCACGGGGGCCGAUCCUUACUCUUCCAAUUAACACCUGCCUCUUUACCUCUUUGGGCCACAGGUGGCCUGUACAUA